AUGUCUGGCCAUUGCGUGGAUUCUAAUGUUUUUAAAGGUGUCAAAGGAUUGGGGAAAGUGGCCUAUUUUACCGCUAUUUUCCCGUAUAUUAUGAUAACAAUACUAUUAGGAAGGGGUGCAUCUCUGGAGGGGGCAAUCAAUGGCGUAAAAUAUUAUUUAAUCCCUGAGUGGGAAAAACUUAAGGACAUUGGUGUUUGGUCGGACGCCGCCUCACAAAUAUUCUUUUCCCUUUCCAUAUGUAUGGGUGGAGUGAUCACUCUCUCCAGUUAUAAUCCUUUCAAAAAUAAUUGCCUCAAAGAUUCACUUAUAAUCGCUGUUUGUAAUUCACUGACCAGUAUAUAUGCAGGCUUUGCGAUAUUCAGUGUCAUUGGAUUUAUGGCAACAGAUUUGAACAAAGAUAUCGAAACUGUAGUUGACCAGGGUGUUGGACUGGCAUUCAUAGCAUACCCAUCAGCCCUGUCAUUAUUACCGGUGGCCCCUCUCUGGUCGUGUCUAUUCUUCCUAAUGAUCUUAACUCUAGGUUUCGGCAGUGAAAUGACUCUCAUUGAAGCCAUUGUUGUGACAAUUGUUGAUCAGUGGCCACAACAGCUCAGACACAGAAAAAUCUGGGUCUUAGCGGGUGUUUGUAUGACCAUGUUUUUAUCCGGACUUUUCAUGUGCUCUAAUGCUGGAAUCUAUAUUCUUCAAUUAAUGGAUACCUAUUGUAUACCAUAUUCUGCACUAUUUAUAGCACUGUUUGAAGUAAUAGCCAUCGCAUGGGUUUAUGGUAUCAACAGAUAUAUGGAGGACAUGAAGAACAUGUUAGGUUUCUAUCUAUUUCCGCGACACUAUUGGAAAUUUAUAUAUCAAUUCUUUUGUCCGCUUGUCAUCGCUGCACUCCUUAUACUGCAAUUUGUGUUCAAGACCCCAACCAAAUAUGGCAACUAUGAGUUCCCCGCAUAUUCCGAAGCUAUUGGUUGGAUACUAAGUGUCUCAUCAAUAAUAUUCAUACCUAUAUUUGCUUUCUAUCAAAUAUUUACAACAGGACUUCCAUAUAUUCAGUCUGUGAAAUCAUUAAUACAACCGGACCCGGACUGGUACAAAAACAUUAAUUCCAGUGGUGGUCUCCAUGGAAAGGAGUAUCAAGAAAGUGACCAAAUUAUGUCCAUUUAAGUGAUUUAUUCAUAAAACAUUUUUAAAUAAUUUUGUAAUUAUAUUUAAAUGGCC
Messenger RNA from Oppiella nova, 1206 nucleotides. The record is from the annotation of a GenBank genome assembly. Lineage: Eukaryota; Metazoa; Arthropoda; Arachnida; Sarcoptiformes; Oppiidae.